Talaromyces proteolyticus is the source of this 1480-nucleotide messenger RNA. RefSeq names its product Alpha/Beta hydrolase protein. Lineage: Eukaryota; Fungi; Ascomycota; Eurotiomycetes; Eurotiales; Trichocomaceae. Gene Ontology annotation, molecular function: hydrolase activity. The record is from RefSeq and is a predicted model, not a curated record. Bases 495 to 1343 code for a protein of 282 amino acids. The transcript is spliced from 2 exons.
AAAAUCUUGAAUAAGCGAACGAGCCAACAAAAUAUAUAUUGGCAAAUAAGCUCUAAUCACCGACUGCGCUAGUCCAAGCUCUAACUUUGUGAAAUCGAUAAGCGGUUUCAGCUUUCGCUCUCUUCUCAGCGACAAUUCGGCCCAAAGUUAUUGCGCGCGAGAAAGCACCGAGCUACACGGAAAUGCAGUCGCAAGAUUCAUGUUCUAUAUAAACAGGCAUCGUUCCCAUCCUCUGGACGCUACCAUGCAUAUCAACCGCGUUUACGUUUAUCUUUGGCUCCUCGAUUAUCCAUCAAACUUUGCGCCCUGCAUCUGCUAGAGAGUCUCUAGUGGUUCGUAUAUCCCUCCGGUCUACUGCUACCUGGGAAGAGAGAAAUACCAUACGUUGACCGAUUUUGUCUCUGUGAAUCAACAUUUGAGAUUUGGCUACUGCGUCAUUUCGAUCUAUACAACUCGCCGAAGGAGUGUCUUUAGUUCUCACUCCCAAUUCUGCAAUGGCGCCAUCGUGUGAAGAGUGCAUCAAAGGUAGCAUCCAUGCUGGCCUGCCCAAGGGCAAGGAAGAAGUCAUCCACGGUCUCAAUACUUAUGUGAUCGGCAACCGCACCAACCCUCGGGGCAUCAUUGUGGUUUAUUCAGAUAUUUUCGGUCUAGCACUACCAAACAACAAGCUGAUCGCGGAUGCCUACGCUGAAAGUGGCGAGUGGCUAGUUUACCUUCCCGACUUUUUUGAAGGUGAUCCUGCACCGCUCAAGUUUGCUGAUGUCGCCAUUCCAGUCGAUGCGGCCAAGCAAUCAACAUUCGCAAAGUAUACCGGUCUUCUCGCCAAUGUCCCAUCCGUGCUCAUAUGGAUGAUGAGGCACAAGGAGCCACAGACAAAUAAAGUUUGCAUGGACUUUUUGCAGGCUUUGAGACGGGCGACUCCAAAGAACCAAAAGAUCGGGAUGGCUGGAUUCUGCUGGGGCGGAAGAUAUGCUCUUCGAGCUGGCCUAGAAAGCAACAUGAUUGAAAUGAACGGGGAAAAGAUACCGCUUAUUGAUGCAGCGGUGGCUCUGCACCCAAGUAAUCUGUCAUUUCCCGGCGACGUUGAGGCUCUAGUUGUUCCCGUUACUAUCGGCUGGGGCUUGGAGGACAUUGGAGUGAAGAUUGAGCAAAAAGGCAAGGUCGAGCAAAUCCAUGACAGCGCUAAGAAAGGGGGAAGGAAGUAUCCAGAAAUUGUUCAUAAGGUGUAUAAGCCUGGCCGUCAUGGAUUUGCCGUAAGAGGCAACCCGGAUGAUCCUCAGGAGAGAGCCUGUCUGGAGGACUCCAUGGCACAGGCUUUAGACUGGUUCAAGCGGUGGCUUUGAGUGAUUGAUUGAUUCCCAAAUUACUUUUCCUUCUUCCUGCAAGCUUAAAGUCGGAAAUAUUUGAACUUAGAACAAUUAGCGAUUUGCGUACUAAUCAAUUGGUUUUGCUGUGAAUUUAGUCAUAUUCAUAAUACUAG